AUGGCAUCGACGUUUUCGUACGCACAAGCAGCCAAGGGCAUGUCUACGACUGCCACUCCGGCAUCACAGUCCAAGGCAGCGUCCGGCACCACCACCCCGGCCCUCGCUACGGAACCCACGGGCAUAAAUUGGGCAGACGAAGGUGAGGCUGGCAGUCGCGCUCUCGAGAACGGCGCAGAGGCUGCAGCCAAGAUGGACGAAGCCGUCGCCAACGGAAUCCAGAGCCAGGCCCAGCAACCUGGCGAUUCCGGCGUCUCGUCACCCAGCGUCGCUGCCUCGACAACAACGAAGGAGGAUGACACCUCUUCUGUCCCCAAUGCCUCGUCUGAGUCUACGUGGGACAACAAGUCGCAAGCUUCCAACGCUGCCGAGAAACCAAACGACCAAGGAGAUGCUGGCCCAGAGAAGAAGCAGGGCAAGGAAAAGAAGGAGAAGAAGGAGAAGGCUCCGCCCAAGCCGCUUCAAGAAGCCCCCAUCCCUCAGGUCAACAUCUGGAAACAGAGGGCAGAAGCCAAUGCCGCCAAGUCCAAGGUCGGCACUGCUGCUCCUGCUGUCAAGCCGGCUGCUUCCGCAGCCAAGUCACCCGCGCAAACGUCUCCCAACAAGACUGGCGAGUCAAAGGCCAAUGCCGCAAGGAAGGCCAAGGACGACGAGAUUGACGGUGGCAAGGCCAUGGGCAGCAAGGGCAGGGAUGAGGAUCAGUCCAGCCGUCGGGCACAGGGCGAUGCUCCGAGGGCAAAGAGGGGGGUCCAACACAGCGGCGUUCCACAGCCUCCUGUGAAAGACCAGGAAUCGUGGCCGACGCCUGAAGAUGUUCAGGGCGAGGACCGAAGGAAGGCUCAGGAGAAAACCGAAAAGUCAGACAAGGACCGCCCAGCUGCUACAGCGCCAAAGGGCAAGAGCGAAUGGGUAUCACUGCCCUACACUCCCUCGGUCGUUUUCAGCACGCCAAUGCCAAAUACCGGAGCCAGGAGGGGAGGACGUGCCGGCGGCCGUGGUGGUGCCCAGGUCGGAGGUCGUCCCGCCGGAGUCGUGAAUGGCGCGUCCGGCGCCGACAAGGACUCUGCGUCUACAGCUGGCGAGCAGCCUCGACGUGGAAGGGCCGAUGGCGCUACCCAGGAUGCGUUGCCCGCUAGAGCAAAGAGAACCUCUAGUGUUGGCUCGGCCGCUGGCCCGGUGGCUGAGGCUCAGAAAACUGAGGCAAAUGCUCAAACAGCACGCUCCUCGAACGGCGACGGUCCUGUGGGAUCCGUCUCGGGAUCCACCAAUGCUCAGCGCGGCAACACUGCUCCGCGUCAGAAGGUCAACCGUAAGUUUGACCAGUCUGGCGCCGAACGGCGCAAGGACGAUGGUUCAGUGUCGCCUUCGGAUACCACUGGUCGGAGAGGCUCUACAGCUGUGCAGCAGUCAGAAGAACAAGGCCGUCGCAGGUCAUUCUCUCAGGGCGAUAGCCAACCAGCUCCUGCUCGCUCUGGCGGGCCUGAGCGCCGUAAUGGCCAGUAUGGCUCUGGUCGUGAGCGCGGCGAAAACCGUGGGCGUGGCAGCAUGCGUGGACGAAACGGCAACCACGCCUACCAGAAUGGCCACCAUGGCAGUUUUCCCAACGGCCACGCCUCAUUCUCAAUUCCUCGAUCACCACCGAAUUUCGAAUCUCACACUUUCUUCGGCCAAGGUGCGCAGCAGCAGCAGCGCGGUUAUCGUGGUGGACGCGCCCAGUCGCUCCAGACCGAUUCUAUGUAUGGUCGCCCUCAUCCCGGUUACUCGAACGGCCAGGCGCUGCCUCCGCUGCAAACUUACAUGAAUGGCGGUGUUUACGAUUAUCCAAUGCCGCCCAUGAGUGCCAUGCCGUAUACGCCUUACAUGGCUGACCCCUACCACCUUGCCCGGACAGUACAGAUGCAAUUGGAGUACUACUUCUCCGUUGACAAUCUCUGCAAGGACAUGUUCAUGCGCAAGCACAUGGAUUCCCAGGGGUUCGUGUUCCUCGACUUCAUCGCCGGUUUCAACCGGGUCAAGUCAUUGACGACCGACAUCUCCACUAUCAAGUAUGCUAUUACUCAAUCGACCGUGAUCGACUACAAGAUUGGUGGAGAUGGCAAGGACAGGCUGCGCCGCCGCGAAGGCUGGGAGCAAUGGGUUUUGACGACGGGCGAGCGCGAUGCCUCUGCUCAGAAUGACGGCCCCAAUGAACUGCUCCAGCCGACGGUUCCGGUGCCGCCGCCAGUCGAUGCUCGGUAUGUGAUGCAAUUUCCCGGUUCGCCGGUGGAUGUGCCCACCAGCCCCAGCCACGGGGGCGCUUUUCAGCCUCUCAACGGCAUCGCACAGGGUGUUUCUCCCGUCAACGGUGGUCCGGCUGGUUCUGAGCUACCCAACGGUGGCCACUAUCCUGAGGGCGGCGCAUCUCAGUUCUCGUCCAUGAACGUCGGCGCUGUCCCUGCGUUUGCUCCCAAUGCGUCUCCGAAUGGAGUCAACCCUGAGGCGGAUUCGUUCUCAAAUACCCAGACCAAGGGUCUUACCGUCAUCGUUCGAAAGCACGAGCAGGCUCCGGAAAAGCAGCCGGCUUUCCAUUCCGAGGGAUCUCGCACCUUUUCCGACGGCUCGAUCGACAGCAAAUCCAUUGCGGAGGAGCUGCACAAGGUCGACGCCAAGCAGACUGGACCGGAGACCAAUGGUCACGGCCCUGUGGAAGCGAAUGAGGCUCGUCAAUCGGACGUCCUCACGAGAUCAAAAAAUCCCUCUUCACAAUCUGGUAGUUCUGCAAUGCGGCUUUUCUGGGUCAAGGAUCAAGAGCACCCGGUCCAGUCUGAAUCUCUUCCUCAUGAUGCCAACGUCGUUCUCUACACCGAGCUGUACAAGUCAGCGCUCAAACAACGCGAAGCUGUGCCGAUCGGGAAUUGCCCUUACGACAUGGUUGUGCUUUAUCAAUUUUGGUCUCAUUUUCUCAUUCGAAAUUUCAACACCGGCAUGUACGACGACUUCCGGCGGCUUGCUUUCGAGGACAUUGCUCAGCGUUCUUCCGACGUGGGCAUGAGGUGCCUGGUCAAGUACUACGGCGAGGCGCUGUCAAGCCAAAGCGAUAUGCGGCAGCGAGUCGCCCGUCAUUACCUCGACAUCGUUAUGACGGAAGCUGAUCACGACGGACCUGCUUUCACGCAGUUGCGGACAGCAUGGCGGGACGGCUCUGUGAGCGAGAGCAAUCGCCAGGUGAUCAGCGCUUUUAUGGGCAGCGACCUGCUCUCUUCUCUUGAACAGUAG
Molecule: messenger RNA, 3255 nt
Organism: Lasiodiplodia theobromae
Lineage: Eukaryota; Fungi; Ascomycota; Dothideomycetes; Botryosphaeriales; Botryosphaeriaceae
Product: RNA-binding protein Lupus La
Exons: 4
Coding region: 1-3255 (1084 amino acids)
Biological process (GO): positive regulation of translation; mRNA stabilization
Cellular component (GO): cytosol; cytoplasmic stress granule
Molecular function (GO): RNA cap binding
Source: RefSeq, a predicted model, not a curated record